AGCGCCGCCGUGGGCAGGAGGGGCAAAAAAGGGCUGCAAAAACCGGCAAAAGCCGGGCGGUUUGCCCUCAGAAAGCCUCCCCAGCGUGACGCCAUCGCCAAAAUGGGCCGAAACGUGCCGAAGCGGCCGGCUGGUCCCCUGCCUGCCCGCGUGCGGCUGCUGGAAGAGCAUACCCACUGGAUUUGGCGAGAGGUCAAAAGCAUGCAGAAGACGCCCAAGAGGAACAAGCAGCCGUUACCUUGUGGGGUGCCAGCCAGCCUUCCUCCUGACAAGAGAAAAAGGGAGAGUCCCGAUGACUUCGUAGCCCUUCUGCCUCCCGAAGUCAGCUUGCAGAUAUUCAGUGAGCUCGAUAUUUGCAGCCUGUGUAACGCUGCGAUGACAUGCAGGAGCUGGAAUCAAGCUAUUGACAAUAAUGACUGUUUGUGGAAAAAUCACUGUUUGACUGUGAGAGCUGUCUGUCAGCGAGAGAUUGAUUGCGAUCGAGGCAAUGGAUACUCAUGGAAGAUCACAUUACUAAGAAACUACUGGAAAAGCAAAGUAAAACAAGAAUGGCUGAGUGGGAAAUACAGUAACAUUCACUCACAAAACAACUUGCCAGAGAAAAGCAUGUAUCCGAUGGAUGUUGACACGUGGGGAGAAAUCCUGGAAGCAGAACUAGAGAGAUGAGAAGCCAGUGCAGUUUCUUGCAACUCAAGAACCUUACAUCAACUCAUGGACAGCCAAACUGUAAAUAUGUUGCCGUUUAAAUUAGUUGUGUUUGCAAGCAUGUGAUGAAAACUUUUCUGAAGAAAAGAGAUAUACUUUUUAUGUGCACUUUAUUAGACUGACUGAUACAAAAAGUAAAAUUCUAAAUAAGACUA
Messenger RNA from Cygnus olor (mute swan), 860 nucleotides. RefSeq names its product F-box protein 48 (gene FBXO48). Lineage: Eukaryota; Metazoa; Chordata; Aves; Anseriformes; Anatidae. Bases 103 to 666 code for a protein of 187 amino acids. Gene Ontology annotation, molecular function: protein binding. The transcript has 3 exons. The record is from RefSeq and is a predicted model, not a curated record.